This is a messenger RNA of Zalophus californianus (California sea lion), 1948 nucleotides long. Its product is annotated as acyl-coenzyme A thioesterase 1-like. Gene Ontology annotation, biological process: fatty acid metabolic process; acyl-CoA metabolic process. The transcript has 3 exons. Gene Ontology annotation, molecular function: fatty acyl-CoA hydrolase activity. NCBI's taxonomy places the organism in Eukaryota, Metazoa, Chordata, Mammalia, Carnivora, Otariidae. The record is from RefSeq and is a predicted model, not a curated record. The coding region runs from base 136 to 1494 and encodes 452 amino acids.
AUGGGGCGGGCUAGUCGGCCCCACUGGCGCUUAACAUGCAGAUGAGGCAGCCCGCCACUAGAGGAUCUUUGAGCAGUUUCUAACUUUCUUCACUGCCCUGUUCAGUUGACGUGAGAACUAAAAUCAAAAGGCAAAAUGAUGUCCUCCGCCGGCGCUAGCCUGCGAGCUUCCGGACUCGGCCGAUGGGGCCACCUGACAGGCUCUCCAAAGCUGUGGUCUGGCGGCCGGGUCUCAUGGGCCCCUGCCCGGAAGACAGCGACCUGGAGCCUGGAGCCCGCCGGCCGCUGCAGCUGGGACGAGCCCGUGCGCAUGGCCGUGCGCGGCCUGGCCCCGCGACAGCCCGUCACGCUGCGCGCGUCCCUGCGCGACGAGAGGGGCGCGCUCUUCCGGGCCCAGGCGCGGUACCAAGCCGACGCCGGCGGCCUUCUGGACCUGGAGCGCGCGCCCGCGCUGGGCGGCAGCUUCGUGGGACUCGAGCCCAUGGGGCUGCUCUGGGCCCUGGAGCCCGAGAAACCCCUGGUGCGGUUGGUGAAGCGGGACGUGCAGACGCCCUUCGCGGUGGAGCUGGAGGUGCUCGACGGCCACGAGCCGGACGCCGGGCGCGUCCUGGGCAGGGCGGUGCACGAGCGCGACUUCCUGCGGCCGGGCGUGCGGCGGGAGCCGGUGCGCGCGGGCCGCGUGCGCGCCACGCUCUUCCUGCCCCCAGAACCGGGGCCCUUUCCUGGGAUUGUGGACAUUUAUGGAGUUGGAAGUGGCCUUCUGGAACAACGAGCUAGUCUGCUGGCUGGCAAGGGUUUUGCUGUGAUGGCUCUGGCUUAUCAUAACUAUGAAGACCUCCCCAAAGGCCUGGAGAUCCUCCACCUGGACUACUUUGAAGAAGCUGUGAACUACCUGCUGGAUCACCCUCAGGUAAAGGGUCCGGGAGUCGGGCUGCUUGGCAGUUCCAAAGGAGGUGAACUCUGCCUGUCUAUGGCCUCAUUCCUGAAAGGUAUCACUGCUUCUGUCAUAAUCAAUGGCUCUGUGGCCAUUGUCGGAGGAGCCUUACACUACAAAGAUGAGACGUUGCCCCCUCUGGGCAUAGACCCAAGUCGAAUAAGGCUGACCAAAGACGGCUUGACAGACAUUUUGCAUGUCCUGAACAGCCCUUUGGAAGGAGCUGACCAGAAGAGUUUCAUUCCCGUGGAAAGGGCUGAGAGUGCCUUCCUGUUCCUUGUAGGUCAGGAUGACCGCAACUGGAAGAGUGAAUUCUUUGCUAAUGAGGCCUCUAAGUGCUUACAGGCCCAUGGUAGGGAGAAGCCCCAGAUCAUCUGUUAUCCUGGGACAGGGCACUACAUUGAGCCUCCUUACUUCCCCAUGUGCAGAGCUUCCCUACACAUCUUCGUGGGUGGUCCUGUCAUCUGGGGAGGGGAGCCCAGGGCUCAUGCCAUGGCCCAGGUGGACGCUUGGAAGCAGCUCCAGACUUUCUUCCACAAACACUUGGUGGAGAAAAGUUAGGGGAACUCUCCUGAAAAUAUAACCCACUAUUUGAAGUUUAGGAGGGUGAGACUAAUAUAUGCUAAGCAGCAACAGUUAAAGACAGUUCACCCGCUGUAUUAUUAUAACACUUUUAGGUUUUUAUUCCUUUCUCUUUAAAUGACAUCACCAUUAAAAAUAGUCUCCAUAUGGGACACCUGGGUGGCUCAGUCAGUUAAGUGUCUGCCUUUGGCUCAGGUCAUGAUCCCAGGGUCCUGGGAUCGAGUCCUGCAUGGGGCUCCUUGCUCAGCAGGGAGCCUGCUUCUCCCUCUCCCUCUGCUGCUCCCCCUGCUUGUGCUCUCUUUCACAAAUAAAGAAAUAAAAAAAAAAAAUCUUAAAAAAAUAGUCUCCAUACAAAUUAUGUCAGGAAUGACAAGAGAGCCGUAAGUAUAAGCAACUUUUGUUAAAGAUUAAAUAGUGGAACAUUACAAGUGAA